Molecule: messenger RNA, 636 nt
Organism: Metarhizium robertsii ARSEF 23
Lineage: Eukaryota; Fungi; Ascomycota; Sordariomycetes; Hypocreales; Clavicipitaceae
Exons: 2
Coding region: 1-636 (211 amino acids)
Source: RefSeq, a predicted model, not a curated record
AUGACGCCAGGGUUCUGGAUUUGCCGUCCUCCCAGAUACCCCAGCAACUCCGGAGACAUUAUAGCACGGAGGCUCGACACCAAGGCCUUUGUCGACGCGGCUCUGGCUCAGCGGAUUCUGAACGGGUCACAUUCUGUCCCCAACGGCGGCUGGAGCACGCCCAUCGCCUCCAUUGUCCGCGACGACUUCGUCCUACAGGACGAACUAAAAAAGGAGCGCCAGAACCUCCGGGACAAAAUCGUCAACGCUUUCGACGUGCUAUACACCGAGAGACGGUCGCCCAGAAUCCCGCCAACCCAAAACACCACCCAUCUCGCCGGCGCAAACUUGGACCCGGGCUACGGAACCACACAGCUCAAGGAGACAACAGACCCUGAGGACGCGGCGUCCACGGUCCUCGUCGGCAGCAACCGCAGCGGCAUCAUCAUCGACUCCGACGUGCUCCUGCGGCACGUCUCGGGAGGCUACUGGGUCCUCUAUCUCAGCUCCGUAGAGGUGCCUCUGGAAAUGGGCGCCGCCCUCGCCGCCGAGCUCAAGUUUGGCAGCGACGCAAACGCCUCUGCCCUCAAGAUCAUCUGGGACCAGGCCAAGCCGGGUCUGCGCGAGGUCAAGGUCCUCCUCAACAAGGUAGAAUAG